This is a messenger RNA of Coprinopsis cinerea okayama7#130, 978 nucleotides long. RefSeq lists its product as hypothetical. NCBI's taxonomy places the organism in Eukaryota, Fungi, Basidiomycota, Agaricomycetes, Agaricales, Psathyrellaceae. The transcript has 7 exons. Gene Ontology annotation, molecular function: catalytic activity. The record is from RefSeq and is a predicted model, not a curated record. Bases 1 to 978 code for a protein of 325 amino acids.
AUGCACGACUCCCACUACAAACGUUUCAACGUUUCGCGUGGGUUUUCGUACAGUUACUACACUGUCCCACCGGCUGAAGGGAAGCCUACGUUGAUCUUUCUUCACGGGUUCCCCAGCACCUCGGAGGACUGGCUUCGCCAGGUCGCGUAUUUCAAGCCUAAAGGUUACGGGCUCAUCAUCCCUGAUAUGUUGGGAUUCGGCCGUAGCGACAAGCCACUCAAUGUAGAGUCCUACGCGGGAAGCUUGCUCGCCAAGGAUGUGGUCGAGAUUAUCGAGGCGGAGAGUGCCACAGACGUAGCCGUCAUUGGGCAUGAUUGGGGCUCUUUGGUGACGAGCAGCCUUGCUAAUCGUUACCAAGAUCGAUUCACUGGAUUUGCGUUCAUGACUGUCGGUUAUAAUAACCCAAACGGGACCCUCUUUGAUGCGGAAUUGACGAGGGACGCUACCAAGGAGCAAUUGGGCUAUGAAAUUAAUGGAUAUUGGUGGUUCUUCUCUUCCCCGGAAUCACCGGCCAUCAUCAGAGACAAUAUCGACGCUUUCUAUGACGUGGUCUGGGCGAAAAACCCAUAUCCCGCGUGGAGAUAUCACAUCGCCCCCACCGGCGCCCUGCAGUCGUUCCUUGAAUCUGGCAAGAGGCUACCUAGGUCGAAGUCGCAGUCCAAAGAGGAAUACCGUCGUUCGCAAGAACGCUUCUUGAAGUCGGGAUACGAGGCACCCACAAUGGCUUACAGAUACCUGAUGUCGAAGCUUGCAGGCGAGGACGUAAAGAGUGCACCCGAAGAUCAAUGGGUCGUCCAAAAACCAGUUCUCUUCCUUGGAGCAGGCCAGGACGCUAUUGCCAUCCCCGAAUUCCAUCAACCUACUCCGGAUGUUAUGCCCAAUGCGACCUCGAAGAUUCUCGAUUCCGGCCACUGGAUCAUGUUCGAUGCUGAGAAGGAGGUCAAUAAGGAGCUGGAAGCAUGGAUAAAGGGCCUGUAA